AUGACAGUGGGACCAUUGGAUUAUUUUCUAGAGAUUGCUCGUUCUAUUCAAUUCGUGCGGGUCAACAAUAACUUUCGGUCACCUGUUCUUUUGAACGAAAGCAUGAAGUCGACCAUAUACCUUCCAGCUGAGGACAAAAUGAAGCUUGUUUUUCCUUCCAAUGUUCAAUUGUUUACUUUUCCUGAGGAAACAGCACUAACAGUCUGUGAUCCCAUUAUAAGUGCCGCGGAGCGUGGUCAAGAUUUGGCUACUUGGUCUCUGGUCUGGCCACCUCUUGGAUUGACUGCAAAAAUAUAUCUCGUGAAGUAA
This is a messenger RNA of Dovyalis caffra, 309 nucleotides long. The record is from the annotation of a GenBank genome assembly. NCBI's taxonomy places the organism in Eukaryota, Viridiplantae, Streptophyta, Magnoliopsida, Malpighiales, Salicaceae.